This is a messenger RNA of Drosophila montana, 1473 nucleotides long. RefSeq names its product retinitis pigmentosa 1-like 1 protein. Bases 1 to 1473 code for a protein of 490 amino acids. The transcript has a single exon. The record is from RefSeq and is a predicted model, not a curated record. NCBI's taxonomy places the organism in Eukaryota, Metazoa, Arthropoda, Insecta, Diptera, Drosophilidae.
AUGGAAUCUUUACUCUUUACAGAAAAACAAGCCAGCGACGAUGAGGACAAUGAGAUAGAGAUCGUGGAGCCCAAAACGGAUACGAUUACCAUUGAUUCCGAUAACGAGGAGGAGCUGCCUUCGGUUUCAAACGUCAGCAUACCGAAGGGCCUGAAAAUAACAUCUGUAAAAUCAACGGCACCGGCAUCGGAUAUAAUUAAAAUUGAUCCAGUUACCGCCAACUUGGACCCAAACAUGGAUAUUGAUGUGGCGGCCUUUAGCUCCUCCAUUUUGGCCAGUCUGCUGGAAGUGGACAUUACCGAGGGUGUUGGCGAGAUAAAAACGAAUCAAGCCACCUCACCUGGCGGCACCAUACAAAAGAAGCAGCCGCGCAAAAAGAUGACCAACAAACCGAAUCCAGCGCUGCUGCAUCUGGAGCGCCAGCGCAUGGAGGAAACAAAGCGCAAUGAUGCCAAGCUCAAAAUGAAGGUGGUCGUCAAGCUGAGGCGUGCCGAGGAAGACUUUGAGGUGGCGCGCAAAUGGGUGGAUAUGGAACAUGCCAAGAAGCUAGCUAAGAAAUCCACAGAGUCUGAAGUACAGGGAAAUGCCGAAGAGCAGCUGCAGCAAGCUGGAAGCCAGGAUGAAGCGGAGACAGCAAAUGACGCCAAUAAAGAAGAGGAAAGUGAUAUUACCAUGCAGAAUGACAGUGAGAAGGAGCAGGAGCAGCAAGUUGAAGAUGAGUUGCUGGAGAAAAUGGACACAACAGACGAAACUAAAUCUCAAACAGACGAAGGAAAUACCGAAACGAAGACGAAGAGCCAAGCUGAAAGUGAGAAAGACGAAGAUGAGGAUAAUCCCGUAGAGAAUGAAAUCUCAGCUGCGGAUGAAGAAAAAACUGAAACAGAGCCAAUUAAAGAAACUAUAGCAGAAUCAGCGGAAGCCAUGGAAGUUACAGAAGAUGCAGAAAAUAUGGAAAAUAACAAAUCCAGCGACGCAGCAAUGGAAGUAACAGAAAUAGCUGAGGCAGAUGACGAAAAAAUUGAAGAUGAAACUGAAACGAGAGCAACUGAGGAAGCGGAAGCCGCUGAAGCCGACGAAAGUAUGCCGCAAUUAAAAUAUACAGAAGCUGAUCAAACAGCGUUGGAUGAGGAAGCUAUUGAAGAAGCUGGCGUUGCAGCCAGUGCCGAGACUGAUGCUGCAACGCCAGCAGCUGAAACGAAUGAAGACAAUACGGCCGCAAAAGCUGCCGACACCCGCGAGACGGAUGCAGAUGCGACGGAGGCAACUGCAUGCGAAGAGAGCACAAGGAACAGUUCGCCUGCGACGCCACAGGCAGAGGAUUCAACAACGGUCCACAAGUCAGCCGCAGCGUCCGAAGCUGAGCAGCCGCCGGAGAUUACAGCACAGAGCAGUCCAAGCAAGGCAUCCCCACCAGCAAGCCCCAGCGGCGAACAGCCUGAUCCGCCAUUGGACAAGAUGGACACUCCCAUAUAA